AUGCUGCACCUGAAAGUCCAGUUUCUGGAUGACUCCCAGAAGAUCUUUGUAGUUGAUCAAAAAUCCUGCGGAAAAGGGCUGUUCAACCUCACCUGCGGCCACCUCAACCUUGCGGAGAAGGAAUACUUUGGGCUGGAGUUUCGCAGCCAGGCUGGGAACCACGUCUGGUUGGAUCCACUAAAACCCAUAACAAAGCAAGUCAAAAAUCCUAAGGAGGUUCUUUUCAAAUUUAUGGUGAAAUUUUUCCCAGUGGACCCCGGCCAUCUGAGAGAAGAGCUGACCAGGUACCUCUUCACCCUCCAGAUCAAGAAGGACCUGGCACUGGGGCAGCUGCCCUGCAGCGACAAGAGCGCGGCGCUGCUUGUCUCCCACCUGCUGCAGUCUGAGCUGGGCGACUUCCACGAGGAGAUGGACCAGCAGCACCUGGCUACCCACAGGUACCUGCCCAACCAGGAGUACCUGGACAACAAGAUCAUGCACUACCACCGGAGACAUGGCGGGAAGACGCCGGCUGAGUCAGACAUUCAGCUGCUGGAUGUGGCCAGGAAGCUGGAGAUGUACGGGAUUCGCCCGCACCCUGCCAGCGACGGCGAGGGGACGCAGAUCAACCUGGCCGUGGCACACAUGGGGGUGCUGGUCCUGCGGGGCAAUACAAAGAUCAACACAUUCAACUGGUCCAAAAUUCGCAAACUGAGUUUCAAGAGGAAGCAUUUUCUCAUCAAGCUCCAUGCAAACAUCUCUGUAAAGUCCCAGGGGAAAACCAAACCGCUGGGGCUGGGAAGGGGCAGGGAUGGCUCUGAGCCUCCCCUUUAUGCCGGCCCUGGCUGGAUACGAGGGGGUCAUGCCCAACAGCUGCUUUUCCUGGAGAGACUGCUGCCUCGCGGGAGGACACAGAGGCAGCUGCUGGAGCACGGGAGGAAGGCGAAGAUGAAGAGCCUGCCCUUUGAGAGGAAGCACUACACGUCCCGCUACGAUGAGAGGCAGUGCCGCUCCUCUCCGGACCUCCUGACGGACGUCUCCAAGCAG
Molecule: messenger RNA, 1026 nt
Organism: Fulmarus glacialis (Northern fulmar)
Lineage: Eukaryota; Metazoa; Chordata; Aves; Procellariiformes; Procellariidae
Gene: FRMD7
Product: FERM domain containing 7
Exons: 11
Cellular component (GO): cytoskeleton
Molecular function (GO): guanyl-nucleotide exchange factor activity; cytoskeletal protein binding
Source: RefSeq, a predicted model, not a curated record